CCAGAUCGGCCGAGGAAGUCACAAGAACUGUGCGGCCUACGCUACUCUGCAGCAGCUGCCGAAGAAGAGGAGCUUCACGGAUUUGCCUACGUCCAUCCAUGGGUGGAAGAGCAAGUUCGUGUUUGUGUCCAUUGGUGAGAGUGGUACCGAGUUUCCCUCCCUCGGCCACACCGGGAGGUUUAACCUGCACGACCCGCCGAAGAGCUUUAUUUUGGAUGCUCAGGUGGAGGCUUUCUUGGAAGGGGGGCCGAGGAGCGUGAAGGAGUACAUUACUGAGUACAAGAUGACCGCCAUUGGCUUCUUGAGGUACCAUGUCUAUGGUGACAAGGAGGAUGACCUCCAACUCUGGCCGAGGAUGACCACCACCUUUGAGGAGGCCGACGGCCCGGAUUUGGGCAUUCCUGCUGAGGCCGAUGACUUUGCAAUGGAUCGUCGUUCCAUAAUGGCUAUUGCCAAGGCCAAAGCGGCCGAGGAGCUAGCUGUUAAGGCGGCCGAGGCGGCCAGACGUGCCGUGGCCGGUGGGAGCGG
Cuscuta europaea is the source of this 528-nucleotide messenger RNA. NCBI's taxonomy places the organism in Eukaryota, Viridiplantae, Streptophyta, Magnoliopsida, Solanales, Convolvulaceae. The record is from the annotation of a GenBank genome assembly.